This is a messenger RNA of Myxozyma melibiosi, 934 nucleotides long. RefSeq lists its product as uncharacterized. The transcript has 3 exons. NCBI's taxonomy places the organism in Eukaryota, Fungi, Ascomycota, Lipomycetes, Lipomycetales, Lipomycetaceae. The coding region runs from base 106 to 861 and encodes 251 amino acids. The record is from RefSeq and is a predicted model, not a curated record.
GGGAGCUGAGCGAAAGCGUAGAUCAAGGCAGCGAAAACCUCCUCGUGAGAUCCACCGUUCUCGGUCAAGAAGAUACGGAGAGGGUUGGGCAAGUCGCCCUUCUUGAUGGCAGGCAAGAACUCUGUAAAUGGGCUCCGCAGGCUUCUCUUCGACAACCUUGGCCUCAGCAGCCUUGGCCGCGGCCUUCUCCUUCUUAGCCUUCUCGACAGCAGCGCAACAUACGCGGCGAGGGCAUCAGCCUGCUUCUUCGCCUGGGCCUUCUUCUGCGCAUCGGCCUCAGCCUUCUGUUCGGCCUCGGUCUUAGCGGGAUCAGCGACAGGGGCGGGCGAGUUGGACUUCUCGACCUCCUCAAGAGCAACUUCGGCAGCAGCCUCAGCCUCGGCCUCGGCCUCCUUGGUCUCCUCAGCAAGCUUCUUGCCAGCGGCCUCAGCGACGGUCUCCGUCUCGCCCUCCUCCUUGGAGGUAGCGACGGUCUCAGCAGCAUCGCUCUUGGGGGCACCCUCGGUGGCAGCAGCAGCCUGCUUAGCAGCCUGCUUCAAGACAGCAUCCUCAUGGGCCGACUCAGCAGCCUCCUCAGGGGUAGGAGCCUCAGCAACGACAGCAGCCUCAGCAGGGGAGCCAUCGGCGGGCACGGCCUCGGAGGGCUCGACGUCGGAGUCGCCAGCAUCGGCAGCAGUCUCAGCAGGAGCAGCGUCGGGCGACUUCUGGUCAGCAACAGCGACGGCGGGAGCACCAGCGGCAGCACCAGCGGCUCCAGCGAUGGGAGCAGCGACCGGAGCCUCAGGAGCCGCAUCGGCAACAGGUGCAGCGGGAGCGGCCUCAACAGGAGCAGCAUCACCGUUCUCCUCAGGGGCCUGCUGACCAGCAGCAUAAGCAGGGGCAGAUGUCGUGACUCCAGAGAUCGGCGCGGCGACGGCGGCGCCGGCGGCAGCGU